Messenger RNA from Coturnix japonica (Japanese quail), 4521 nucleotides. NCBI's taxonomy places the organism in Eukaryota, Metazoa, Chordata, Aves, Galliformes, Phasianidae. The record is from RefSeq and is a predicted model, not a curated record.
UAUUAAAUAUCUUUCCUGCAGGGUUGCUUUGUUGGAUUUGACCUGGCUCAUGCUGUUGGGAACGUAGAGCUCAGUUUGCAUGACUGGGGAGUGGAUUUUGCCUGCUGGUGCACCUACAAGUAUUGAAAUUCUGGAGCAGGAGGCCUCGCUGCUGCCUACAUUCACGAGAAGCAUUCCCAGAGCAUUCAACCAAUAAUUACAACUAAGUAAAGGAAUUAAUGGAUUUCGGUUAUCAAAUCCUCCAAUUCUACUGGUCUGUUCUCUCCAAGCUGGUUUAGAGGUUUUUGGUCAAACUACAAUGAAAGCAUUGAGAAGAAAAUCUGUUUUGCUUACUGGUUAUUUGGAAUACCUGAUAAAACAUCACUACAGUGAGGAUAAAGCAAAUCCAGAGAAGCCCUUUGUAAAAAUCAUCACACCACCUCAGAUUGAAGAGAGAGGAUUCCAACUCACAUUAACUGUUUCUCUUCCAAUAAAGUCUGUGUUUGAGGAGCUGGAGAAGAGAGGAGUAGCUGUGGUUUCUAAAGGAACAGGAAGCCCCAAUUGUGUGCAUAAAAGAGUCCUCUUAAAUGGCAAGGAAGGGUUUACAGAAUGCACAAACACCAAGGCAGUGGCAGUAGUUUGAUGAAGAGAUGGCCAAGGUAGAGUCGCUAUUUCAUAUAUUUGCUUGUAAAGCCCAGUUUUAUUUCCAGAUCCAAUCAACGUGUCUCAACCCAACUUAUUUCAGACUGAGCUGACCUGCACAGAGCCCCUUAAGUCCUCAGUAGGUUCCCGUCUGAACCUCUGGGUAUGCCAAAUGAUGAAAAUAUGUUUCUGAAAAUCUAGUCAGUCUUUAUGAUCAUCCGAGAGACAGUUUUGCAUCAUAAGCUUAAACUUUUGUCAAUAUUUGUGAAAUAUGUUUAGAAAGCUUAUUCAGAAUUGAGUAAGUUAUAGAUCAGCAAUUUAUACUUCUUUAUAUUCCAAGUUUUUAUUACCUAAACUUACUCUGCUAAGCAUCAUUUUAUGCUUCUAGUUAAAUAUAAGUGAGAAUUGAUUGGGGCAUUUCUCAAUGGAGUUCUAUCUUUAUUUCAUCAUAAUUGCUUCAUAUUUGAAUAAUGACAGAUGAACUACUUCAUUCAAUUGCCGUUUUAAGGCUUUGAAGUCACAAUAGCAGCAAAGGAUUUAAAUUUAAAGCCAUUAUUAUGGCAGAGAAGACAUCAGGGGAGAAAAAAGAAAACUUAUAGUGGUAUAAUUUUCUAGACAGAAAAAUACUUCUACAGUUGCGCUACUUUUUUUCUUUUACUUAUUGUUGUUAUUUUUUUUCCCCUGGACACUUUGCUAACAUAAAGAGGAUCCAGCAGCACCUAUCCACCCUGGAAGAAGACAUGAUGCUAAAUGAGAGCUCACACUUGAAUUAGGUCCAGCAUACUGACACCGUGUUUCUUCUUAAUGAGUGCUUUAUUUGAAGCUGCACUUGGGAGUAGAAAGGAAGUUGGAAGAAAUACCAAUCUCUCAGCUGCUUACAUUGGAAGAGGCUCAACAGCCAUGAAUUUAGGGGCUUAUGCUUCCAGUCCUCCAGAUAUUUAUCUGUUUCUUGUCCAGAAGAUUGAGGAGAAAAAGAAUACCUUAAAGAUCUUGCAUCAGGGAACCCAGGGGUUUGGUUGCUGCAUGUCUGCACUGAUGGAACACAUCCUCUUGAGGAGCUCCACUGGCAUUACCUCUUUCUUUCUAUCUUUAUGAGCUGAGGGAGAUUAACCCAAAUGCUGGCGAUAGACACGUGACCAAGAAGUUUUCCGUUUUGUGAAACAGUUAAAACUGUUGCUGCUUGAUGACAGUUUGAGAUGAGACGGCCACGCCUGUGAGACUGUAGGUGUUUCAUCUGUCCCCUUUCAUUUCCAUCAGCUGUGCGUUAAGCUCUUCCUGCCCCUGAGCUGUACUUCAGCAGAGAUAACGUACAGCGUGGAGAAGGCUGAGAGCAAAAUCCAAUGGCAGAAAUAUUUAUGUAGGUCAACCCAGUAGCCAUGGAAAGGUCUACAACUUCUGAUAUGGCCUCUGAAAAGCCAAAUCCUUCCCACAGUACAGGAGCUGUUCAAAUGAGGAUCAAAAAUGCCAACAGUCACCAUGACAGACUAAGCCAAAGCAAAUCUAUGAUUCUGUCUGAGAAUGUGAAAGUCCUUGAGCCUAUAAAUCGUCACAGAAGAAAUCAUUCCCAGCAUAACUUAACACUUGCAGACAUCAUUAGUACACCGGACCACACGGUGGUGGAGAAAGAAGGAUAUCUUCUAAAAGCUAAAAUAGCAGACGGUGGCAAGAAAUUAAGGAAAAACUGGUCCACGUCUUGGAUUGUUCUUACUUCUCGGAAAAUGGAAUUCUACAAAGAAUCCAAACAGCCAGCGCUGGCCAAUCUGAAACCAGGAUAUAAACCUGAGUGUGUGGAUUUGUGUGGUGCUCACAUUGAGUGGACCCCAGAGAAAUCCAGCAGAAAGAAUGUCUUUCAGAUCACGACAAUGUCAGGAAAUGAGUUCCUCCUCCAGUCGGAUAUCGACUUUCUCAUAUUGGAUUGGUUCCAUGCUAUCAAAAAUGCAAUUGACAGAUUGCCAAAAGAACAGAGUUGUACAUCGAGAAAUUUGGAGUUCAAACUCAGAAGAUCCUCCAGCACUGAAUUACUGAAUAGCUUAGACACCGAAUCCAAAGAGUCAAAGCCUGAACACAGAAAAUCUUUAAUUUUCAGACUGAACUACAGUGCUUCUGACUCAAAUGACAGAAAGCGAGUUAAAAGCAGAUUAAAGAAGUUUAUCUCCCGAAGACCAUCCUUGAAAACAUUGCAAGAAAAAGGACUAAUUAAAGAUCAAAUUUUUGGCUCCCAUUUGCACUUGGUAUGUGAACAUGAGAACUCUACCGUCCCCCAGUUUGUGAGACAGUGUAUAAAAGCAGUUGAAAAAAGAGGUCUAGAAGUUGAUGGAAUAUACAGAGUUAGCGGCAAUCUGGCAACAAUACAGAAGUUACGAUUUGUUGUCAAUCAGGAAGAGAAGCUGAAUUUGGACGACAGCCAGUGGGAGGACAUCCACGUUGUCACCGGAGCACUCAAGAUGUUUUUCAGAGAGCUGCCUGAGCCGCUGUUCCCAUACUGCUUCUUUGAACAGUUUGUGGAGGCGAUAAAAAUCCAAGACAAUGCCACUCGCAUAAAAGCUGUAAAGACCCUGGUAAAAAAGCUCCCUAGGCCAAACUAUGACACAAUGAAAGUCCUCUUCGAGCAUCUAAAGAAGAUAGCAGCCAAGGAAUCCGUGAAUCUUAUGUCAACACAAAGCUUAGGAAUUGUGUUUGGACCAACACUCCUUAGACCUGAAAAGGAGACAGGGAACAUGGCAGUCCACAUGCUGUACCAAAAUCAGAUAGUUGAACUUAUGCUGAGUGAGUACAGCAAGAUCUUCGGCUCCGAGGAAGACUGACAGACAGGGCCUGUUAUUGAAAACGUUCACAUCUGUCUUGAUGUCUAAUAUUUUUACAUUUCUGUAAACAUAUUUCUGAAAUAUUUCUUUUUCUUUCAAGUGACAGAUGCCUCGUUUUGUGAAAACUUAAUGAUGAUUUUGUGUUUAAUUUUCAAACAUUGGAAUAAAAAAUAUUGUCAACAUUUGCCUAUAUGUAUUCCGCAUUAACCCUUUGAGAGUUUCAUUAUGCUAGCACUCCAAGUGUCAGUUUUUUGCAAGCUGAGCAUACAGCAUAUGGCCGAGGACCAUAGAAAAUGCUGUUUACCAACAUAUGCAAUGGCACAGAAAGACAAAGAGUAAUUGAGGAGAUUGGUGAGAAAUGGAAUAAAUAUGUAUAUCAAACGUAACAAAUUAAAACAGAUACUGCAUAGCUUAUAGGGAAUUUGAGUAUAAUUUACCUUUCCCUUUGAUAUGGAUUGAAAGUUAAAUACAUGAUGAAUUAUCAAUUCCCCUACACCACAAACUGAAAAAAGGAUUGAAUCUAAUACAUUUAAAUAAGUUACUAAAAAAAAGAAAAAGCCAACAAAACACAGUCUCGCAAUUUGCAUAACAGUGCCUCAAAAAAUACAACUGAAAUCAGAACUUUGGUGUUUUUACUGCAGUGCAGUACAUGAAAUGAAGACGUUGCAUGACUGUUCAUUUUAAUGUAACAUCCAUUUUGAUUCUUCAUCACACUGUACAGCUGCCCGCUUUCCCCAGCUAUCUCAUGUUCUGUAGCACUUGUAUUGUGCUCCUGAGGAUGCUUUAUUGGUGAACUACAUUAAAUUCAUCUAGAAAGACCUUUAAAAAAAAGCCUUUUCAUAUGCCCUUAGGAUUACUUGGCUAGACUUGAAUCAAUUUAUGCAUUUGAUGGUUAGUUUCAGUUGUCAUGGAUAAACAAAAGGGUAACUGUCUAGAAUAUAUCAAAUAUUGUUUCAUUUUGAAAUGUAUGUUUCCAGCUAUACACAUCUCCUACCCUGUUUUGUAAAAGUAUUCUGCUGAUAAAAUGUAGACUUAUGUUUGACAGCUUUUUAAUCAAGUUCAAAGAGAAUAAAUAAAACUAAUCCAGUGUGGUAAA